UCUGUCGUCGGUGUCUCGUAUUUGAAUAUUUAUAUUUGAUCAUAAAUUUCGAUCUUUGUGACUCCCUGUUGUUUGUUUGUUUCGGUCGAUCAUUUUAGAUGAGUAUGUCGAAUUCAAGUCUCCAAAUGGAAUUAGAAAACAAUGAUUUUAAAUGGAACGUUGAAGUAAAUUUCCUAAAUAUAAUCUCUACCCUGUUCAACAAUUGGCCAGAAAUGAAAUUGGUUGUUGAUCGUACUCCAGAAGUUUCACGCAAUGAUGUGUAUGAUGAUAUAAAGAAAUUUUUACGGAAUAUAUUCGAUUGUGUUUUGAUAUAUGGUAACGAUUGUGGUGAUAAAUUAUCUGGUAUUAUUAAAAAAGGUAUGAGUGAUGAUUUUCAUUUGGUAAUUGAAGAUUUUUCUGCCAAGGAGAUAGGUACACGUAUUUUUAAUAUGUACGAUAAAUGGUUUAAUGUGGAGAAUUCAACCGAAAGCCGCCAACAAAUUAUAAAAGAAAUCAAGAAUUUACCAAAACCAAAUCCUAUCAUAGAAUUUGAAGAUCUUCCGAUAUAUAAAUUAGUAUUCAAUACUGAAGAGAUUAUGUGUUAA
Rhopalosiphum maidis (corn leaf aphid) is the source of this 584-nucleotide messenger RNA. RefSeq lists its product as uncharacterized. Lineage: Eukaryota; Metazoa; Arthropoda; Insecta; Hemiptera; Aphididae. Bases 99 to 584 code for a protein of 161 amino acids. The transcript has 4 exons. The record is from RefSeq and is a predicted model, not a curated record.